Nerophis lumbriciformis (worm pipefish) is the source of this 2007-nucleotide messenger RNA. RefSeq names its product elongin A, like (gene eloal). Gene Ontology annotation, biological process: transcription elongation by RNA polymerase II. NCBI's taxonomy places the organism in Eukaryota, Metazoa, Chordata, Actinopteri, Syngnathiformes, Syngnathidae. The record is from RefSeq and is a predicted model, not a curated record. Gene Ontology annotation, cellular component: nucleus; elongin complex.
GUCUCUGCUUAUAAUUAGUGUCGUUAUCGAUCAGGUGUGCGGAUGCUCGCACUUGCCCAGCACGGCGAUGGCUAGCAGCUCGGAGGCGGCGAAGAAAGUGUUACGCUACAAACUUCAAUUAGCAGGCACACCGCAGUCUGCCACGGUGCUAAAAAUCUUGCAGAAACUCAACAACCUGGAUAUCACCGUCGAUGUCCUUGCUGAAACCGGCAUUGGGAAAACCGUCAACUCAUUUCGCAAACACAAAGACGCUGGAGAACUAGCCAAGACGCUGGUGAAAGGUUGGAAACAAUUACUCCCUAAGAAGUCAGCAAGUCUUACAGAAGAUGGAAACGCUCCGCAUAGUUUGUUCGUCAAAGAGAAACUCACCAAUGACCAAAAUUGUCCAAAUAGAGUGGAGGACUUAAACAAUAACGGCAAGUGUGUGGAGACUUCAAAUGAACAUGUCACUGAGAAAUCUUAUACGGAGAUAAGAGAAAAGGACCAGAAUGACCAGAGUGAUGAAGACAACACAAAUAAAUUGGGUAUAUUGAGUUUGAAAAAUUACAUUCUUGAGGAAAAACGGGACCCUACUUCGAAGCAGAAGAAGAAUGGCGAUUAUAAAUCCAGAUCAGAGGAACAACUUGAAGAAAAAAGUGGAGAGUGUCACUUGGAAAGAAAGUCAAAAAAGAAAUCAAAAGAGAUUUGUGACGAUGCAACAUCCAGUGACAAGUCUCGGAACUGGGAUGAAGUUAAAGAGGACCGAUCGUCGGGGAGCAGUAGAAAAAAGAAGAAGCGUGAGAAAGAACACAAGGAACUGUCUAAACCAGCAAAAAAGAAGGUCAAAAUACAACCACCGGUGGACCAUGAAAGUGAAGUGGAAGAACCGUCUAUGUCUUUUGAAUCCUACUUGAACUAUGACGACAAUGUCCCCAAGAAGAAGGAACGAUCCAGAGGGAAGAAACUAUCUAAAAAGAUUAAGACUGUUUUCAAGAAGCAGCCGAAACUAACUGUAGUAAAGUCCACAGAGAUGCCAGCUUCUCCAAAAAAGAAGUGUAUCAUGGAAUCGCCAAAAGACCUGCUUAGCAUUCCUUUACCGAUCAUUCUUCCGGAAGUAUCCACUUUUGAAUACCUUGAGAGGAAAGUGGAGAAGGUGCCUGAUUUUGUAGACCAGUCUGAGGAAGGUGCAGUCUUCACCGGUCAGCGUCUAAACAAGAAGAUGCAGGUCUACUCUGGAGCAAAGACGGUCUUCCUGCCGGCCAUGAUGAGCUUGUACCAGCAGUGCAUACGCACACUGCAGAACAAUAUCAACUUGCUUUACGAUACAGGAGGCGUCCCGUUUGAAAUUCUCGAGCCGGUGUUGGAGAAGUGUACGCCGGAGCAGCUGCUGCGCAUUGAGGAAUUCAACCCGGUGUACAUUGGCGUGACGGACAACCUGUGGGGAAAACACUGCCAGAGGGAUUUCAAGGACGCCAAGCUUCAGCAGUACGAAUCAUGGAAAGAGAUGUACGUCCGACUGUCAGAAGAGAGGGAGAGAAAAUUCCAGAGAUUGGCCAAAAAAAUUGUCAUGGACCAUUCCAAGAAACCGAAAGGCCGGCAAGUGAAGAUGGCAUUUAUUCACACCGUUGCUAAGCCACCCAGACAUGUGCGUAUCCAACAAGAAAUCCAUGGAACUGCGGUUCAGCAGCCUCCACAGUCUAAUUGCAGCGUCAAGUCUCGAGAUAGCAAACCAAAGUCUUACAAUGACCCUGUGAAGACCAAUACCUGCGGCAGCAGUAGCAGCACCAACACCGUCUCGGGCCCAGGCAACACACAAGACUCUCGCAAGAAAACAAGGGUGGCUCCAAUGAUGGCAAAGUCCUUGAAGGCGUUCAAAAAGCAGUUGGGCCGCCGAUGAAAUGCACUUGAACAAAUGUGGCUGUGCUUAUUCACACAGUGUCACUCACUGCUAGUUAAUAAUGCACACAGUUGCUAUGUUUCUCUGGAAAUGUGGAUUUUUCUGUCGAUAAAAUAAAAUGCAUUACCACG